GAUCAUCGGAAUUAAAUUGGAAAAGAUAAAAGAAAAGAAUAGAACGAAGAAAAAGAGAAUCAACACUAUCAGCCCAAGGCCCAAAUAAAAGCAAUAUUAAUUUAUAUUCAAACAAAAAUUAACUUAUCUUGCCCUAUAAUUAGAGUUUUCAAAUUAAUUAAUUAUUUCCGACUAUUACCCCAUAUGAUUGAACAUUACAAUGGUUGAAAACGAAAUAAAUAACUAAAAAGGUUGAAAUUUCUUUCAUAUGAAGUAAAAACGAUCGUGUAAAAGAUUUGGUUCGUUCGCAUCUCGUCUGUGUUUGCCUUUGCUUUGCACCUUGUUGUCUGGCCUUAUAUUUUCGUUUACGUUUGCUUUUUUAUCAGAUAUUUUUUUUUGUUUAAUUGAAAUUAGUUAUUUGCAUUAAAGUCUUUAAAACUGUGUAUAUUAAUUUGAAGUGAAAAUAAUUGAAGAUAAAAAAUUCCCAAAUACCAAAACAAAUGAAAUGCUACACAGAAAGAACAUCCUUUAUUUGGUUUCUGUUGUGUCAAAGAGUUCCUGAUAUAUAUGGUGCUUCGCUGGACAAUUUUUGAUGAGAAAUGCGUUCACAGAGCCCAGUCUUGGCGUAUUUAACAACAAAAACUCUUUCGUCCGGUUUGUUAACACUUUCAAAUAAUAACAAUAAAGACUACGAUCGAUCAACAACACGAACUAUUGCAUCUUCUUCAUCGCCAUCAACAACAUCGCAACAAAUCAAUUUAAUCCAAAUGACUACUGGUGGAGGAGUAAACACUAACCACAACAACUCCGCACAAGAUUCAACGAAAGUACAACAAAAUCCACCAUGUAAUACAAUACCAUCUACUUCAUCAAAUAACAACACCCUGGGCAAACCAUCAACGAUAUCAAUGACAAUACGUCAUAAUAAUUCUAGUUUAUUAAUGAAUAAUGUAAAUAAUAAUAAUACUUUAAAAACUGCUGUUAAUAAUACUAGUAAUAAUAGUAAUAAUAAUAACAAUAAUAAUAAUAAUAAUACUAAUAAUAAUAAUAAUACUAAUAAUAAUAGUAAUAUUAAUAAAAAUAAUACCAAUACUAAUAAUAAUAAUAAUAUUAAUAAUAAUAAUAAUAAUAAUAAUAAUAAUAAUAAUAAUAAUAAUAAUAAUAAUAAUAAUAAUAAUAACAAUAAUAAUAGUAAUAAUAAUAAUAAUAAUAAAUUAUGUCCUAAUAACGACGAAAGCAACACCAAUCCAAACUCAUCAAAACUCCAAACACUAGAACAACGAAAAUUAGAACUAGAAAAAUUACUCAACGAAAAGAAUUGGCUUCUUCAGCAGAUUCAUAAACAAGAAGCUCAAAUUCUAAAUGGUAGCUAUGAGAACUUCAAUUUAUUCGAAAUUGGCAAACUAAGUGGAAGUAUUGGAUCAACUGGUGGUGGAAGCGUUGGUGGAUCUACAAGCACUACAAGCUCAAUACUCCGACGAAAAGGUAGCUCGAGUUUAAAGCUUCCAAAAAGUAAUGCUCAUUUUAAUGGCAAAAGUAAUCGUUACACACUCUCCAAAUCAGAUUAUGAUCUCGCCCAAGAAAAUAAACACAAUAACAACCAACUUUCAUCAUCGGCUAAUCCGAAUAUCAUAAGUAUUAAAAAACGCCAAGGCCCACCCCAGAAAACAAAUUCAUUUCAUGAUAGCACAUCGGCCUCGGCUUUGAGUUUAACAAAAUCACCAUCAUUCGAAUACAAUGGCAGUAGUGGAAGUGGUAUCAAGUACAGUGUUGUACGUCCACCAAAUCAUAAUAUAAACAAUAUAAGCAGCAGCAAUGAAAAUUUGUCAAAUAUUCUUGGCAUUACACAAUGUGAUAAAUACUACUUGUCUCCAACAAGUCAAAUGUAUACCAAUGGUAACGGAUUCAUUAAAGCCAGUCAAAAUAUAAAACAAUGUCUCUCCUCACCAUCUCCAAUGCAUAAGAUUAUGAGUCUAAAUGAUACACACUCGCAACAAGUGCACAUGACAAGCGGUCAAAAUUGUUUGGUUAACCACAAAAAUGAGAAUCAACCGCACUUAGAACAAUACGAAAGUAUCGAUGCCUUGUCGCUGUCACCAUCGAAUGUAUUCGACCAAAAUCAGCAUUCUAAUUUGUGGAGAGCCCUUUCAAAUAAUGAUCGAUCUGCAUGGUGUGAUAAUAGUGAGAACGUGAGCGUGAAUCAAUUUCAUAGUUUAAAACCUUUGGCCAAAAAAAUUGUACCCGCGCCGGGAACGUCUGUACAACACUCUCCUGAGGCCCCGUCGCUAGGAAACUUUUAUCCAGUUGGUGGUGGACUUGUUGUUGGCAGCUAUCCGAAUGCAUUAGAGAAGUCAUGCGAUGAAUUGUCAAUCUCCUCGGUCAAUAGUGAAACAAAUAAAAAACCAAAAAACAAACAUUGGAUGGAAUCGUCCCUAGAUGGCCCAAUAAUUCGUCCACAUGUUUUGCAAACGACACCAUCAGUUACCGAUUCGAUGGCUCUUUGCCCUGAUCUGUCGCCGACCCUUAGCCAAAAUCCAUUGCAAUAUGCUUAUUAUAAUGUUUCAGGUGGAAAACUAACACCUACAGCUACAGUUGGAGCAGGAGGAAGUGGAAGUGGAAUGCUCUUAGUGCCAGUUUCCAAUCCAAAAUUGACAUCUCGGAAUCUCACUCAUGACCCACAUCCUCAGCAGCACUACCACAAACAGAAUUAUAGGGAGCGUACAAAGUUAUCAUCGCAAUCAAUGUCAAGCGGCAGCUGUCGUGCACCAAAGACAAAGUUAGAUGAGGAAAAUAGCCAUAUGAGUCAUUCAACAUCGUAUUUAAAUGUUGAUCCAUUCAAUCAUCCACAUUUUCAACAACAACAUCAACUAAAUGUACAGCAGUCCCAAUUAUAUCACCACAAUCAUUAUUAUUUUGAUAUACCCACCGGGCCAAUCCAACAACAAAAACAAACUCAGCAGCAAAAGUCACCAAAAGCCUCGCCAUCAUCAGCGUUACAACAACAGCAACAGUCACAGCCAAAAUUCAGUCCAACAAUUCAUCAACAGCCAUCCCCAGCGUUGUUAAAUGAUAAUUUUGUGGGAAACAUUCGCUAUACCACUUCAAUUGCCAACCAACCAUCUAAAGUGAGCAAUUCUAGCCAAACUCUCGUUCAAAAAAAUACCAAACCUCCCAAUUCGCUAUCCAUAAAUAUUGCACAACGAUUGUCCCCCGUAUGUGUGGCCACAUCACCAGAUAUUCGAAUUGAAUCACCGAAAAAUAUGACGGUUGUACAGCAAGCUACAUUUUUGCCCUAUAAAGAAGUGACAAAGCCCUUUGAGAUGUCAGAUUUCUAUAAGUACUCAACAAAGUUUCGUCAAAAAGAAGCAAAUACCGCCACUUUGUCGAAGAAUGUGACACAAAAUUAAUGAGCGAAAAAUGUGUAAUGUAAGUUUUAUUGAGUAUAGUACUAUUAACAUAUUUGCAAUAGAUUUUUCUGUCUACUGCCUCUUCUCUGAAACUAUUAUAGUUAAUUUUUUUUUUUAAUAUUUAAUUUAAACUUAUGUAUGUUCAAUACAUAUAUAAACGACAAUAUUGUAAAAAAUAUAUUUUAUCUAAAGCAAAAAUGUA
Eupeodes corollae is the source of this 3588-nucleotide messenger RNA. It is a transcript of the gene sstn, whose product is annotated as probable serine/threonine-protein kinase DDB_G0282963. Lineage: Eukaryota; Metazoa; Arthropoda; Insecta; Diptera; Syrphidae. The coding region runs from base 579 to 3386 and encodes 935 amino acids. The transcript has 8 exons. The record is from RefSeq and is a predicted model, not a curated record.